UGGCCCCUCCCUCCCGGUGGCUCCUGAGAGGAAGAGAAAGAGCCAGCGACGAGGACGGGACAGGAGUCGGGCCGCAAGAUGGCGGACGCGGCGCCCGGGAGGAGCAGGAGGCGGAGGCGGGGGCGGCGGUAGAAGUCUCCCCGUCGCCAUGCCAGGAGGAGGAGGCGGCGGCGAGUGCAAGGCCUCCCCAGCGACGCCCUCCUCCUCUUCCUCCCUCCGAUAAAGCCGGGCCGGGCUCGGCGGCUGGUCCUUCGCCUUGCCUCCCCUUCAUAGCCCUCCUCCUCCUCCUCCGCCAUGUCGGACACCCGGCGCCGGGUGAAGGUCUACACGCUCAACGAGGAGCGGCAAUGGGACGACAGGGGCACCGGGCACGUCUCCUCCACGUACGUGGAGCGCCUCAAGGGGAUGUCGCUGCUCGUCAGGGCCGAGGCCGACGGUUCACUGUUGUUGGAAUCGAAGAUAAAUCCGAACACUGCAUAUCAGAAACAGCAGGAUACUUUGAUUGUUUGGUCUGAAGCAGAGAAUUAUGAUUUAGCCCUGAGUUUUCAAGAAAAAGCCGGCUGUGAUGAGAUUUGGGAAAAGAUUUGCCAGGUUCAAGGUAAAGACCCUUCAGUGGAAGUCACGCAGGACCUCAUUGAUGAAUCGGAAGAAGAACGCUUUGAGGAAAUGCCUGAAACGAGUCAUUUGAUUGAUCUCCCUGCUUGUGAGCUCAACAAACUCGAAGAAAUUGCAGACCUAGUUACCUCAGUUCUCUCAUCACCCAUCCGUAGAGAAAAGUUAGCCUUGGCUUUGGAAAAUGAAGGCUACAUUAAAAAAUUAUUGCAACUUUUUCAGCUUUGUGAAAACCUAGAGAAUACCGAAGGCUUGCAUCAUUUGUAUGAAAUUAUCAGAGGAAUUUUGUUCCUCAAUAAAGCAACUCUUUUUGAGGUGAUGUUUUCAGAUGAGUGCAUUAUGGAUGUUGUGGGAUGCCUUGAGUAUGACCCUGCAUUAGCUCAGCCAAAAAGGCACCGGGAGUUCUUGACCAAAACAGCAAAAUUUAAAGAGGUCAUACCCAUAACAGACUCGGAACUUAGGCAAAAGAUUCAUCAGACUUACAGGGUACAAUACAUCCAGGACAUCAUCUUGCCAACACCAUCUGUUUUUGAAGAGAAUUUUCUUUCUACACUCACUUCUUUCAUUUUCUUUAACAAAGUUGAGAUUGUCAGUAUGCUGCAGGAGGAUGAAAAGUUCUUGUCUGAAGUUUUUGCACAGCUAACUGACGAAGCUACUGAUGACGACAAAAGGCGUGAACUGGUUAACUUCUUCAAGGAGUUCUGUGCAUUUUCUCAGACACUGCAACCUCAAAAUAGAGACACCUUUUUCAAAACUUUAGCAAAGUUAGGAAUUCUUCCUGCUCUUGAAAUAGUAAUGGGUAUGGAUGAUUUGCAAGUCAGAUCUGCAGCUACCGAUAUAUUUUCUUAUCUGGUAGAGUUUAGUCCAUCUAUGGUCCGGGAAUUUGUAAUGCAAGAAGCCCAGCAAAGUGAUGAUGAUAUCCUACUCAUAAAUGUAGUCAUUGAACAAAUGAUCUGUGACACGGACCCUGAGCUUGGGGGUGCUGUUCAGUUAAUGGGGCUCUUGCGUACUCUAAUCGAUCCUGAGAACAUGUUGGCCACAGCUAAUAAAACUGAGAAAAGUGAAUUUCUCAAUUUUUUCUACAACCAUUGUAUGCAUGUCCUCACAGCUCCACUCCUGGCCAAUACAUCGGAGGACAAAAAUGACAAAGAUGCAGUAGUUGGGAGCAACAAGAGUAAUACCAUUUGUCCAGACAACUACCAAACAGCACAGCUGCUUGCCUUAAUUUUGGAGCUGCUCACCUUUUGUGUGGAACACCACACAUAUCACAUCAAGAACUAUAUUAUGAACAAGGACUUGCUGAGAAGAGUUUUGGUCUUGAUGAAUUCAAAACACACCUUUUUGGCACUUUGUGCUCUUCGUUUCAUGAGGAGGAUAAUUGGCCUGAAGGAUGAGUUUUAUAACCGUUACAUCACCAAAGGAAAUCUAUUUGAGCCAGUAAUAAAUGCUCUUUUGGAUAAUGGAACCAGGUACAAUCUCCUGAAUUCGGCAGUGAUUGAACUUUUUGAGUUCAUCAGAGUGGAAGAUAUCAAGUCACUUACUGCCCAUAUAGUUGAAAACUUUUAUAAGGCACUUGAAUCCAUUGAAUAUGUUCAGACAUUCAAAGGGUUGAAGACAAAAUACGAGCAAGAGAAAGACAGACAAAGCCAGAAAUUGAACAGUGUCCCAUCUAUACUGCGUAGCAACAGGUUUCGUAGAGAUGCAAGAACCUUGGAGGAUGAUGAGGAAAUGUGGUUCAAUGAAGAUGAAGAGGAGGAGGGUGAAGCCAUUGUACCCCCUGGAGAGAAAUCCAAGGCAGAGGACGAUUUUCCAGAGAGUUAUGAGAAAUUCAUGGAAACAAAAAAAGCAAAAGAGAGUGAAGAUAAAGAGAAUCUCCCUAAAAGGACUUCAGCGGGUGGCUUCAAAUUCACUUUUUCCCAUUCUGCCAGUGCAACUAAUGGAGCAAAUAGUACAAACAGUAAAUCUGUAGCAGCUCAGACAUCGCCAGCAAGUUCAAAUGGUUCCUCUUCUAAGAAUGCCAAUUUGACUGCAGCAGUCACAGCCACGAAGGGAAGUUUAGUUGGCCUUGUGGAUUAUCCAGAUGAUGAGGAAGAGGAUGAAGAGGAGGAAACAUCCCCAAGAAAAAGACCUCGCCUUGGCUCUUAAAAUAACUGAAACAGACUGUAACUGAGGGUGCUUAAAUGCUGUGACUGAACUAAAUAGUCUGACUCAGAAAGCUUUCUCCCUGGAAAAUACAUGAGAAUACAAGGAGUAGCAAAAAAAACUCGACUAGAAGAGUUUAGUUCUGAGAACAUCAGGCUUCCAAAGAAUCUAAUCUCUUUCUAGUCAAUGAGUCUGCCAUUCAGGCUGUUAAAUAUUAAACUGAGAUGGCGGGUUAGUAAUCAGCACCUCAAGGACAGCUUGCCAGCGAAAGGAUCAUCUCUGGUUCUGUGAAGGGAUGGGGAUGGGAUAAGUAACUUUUUGAUAUUGCAGGGUUUGCCCAGUUUGUAUUCAAGCUAGAAAAAAAUUGUAAGGCUUCAAUUGCAAACCUAAUAACCUAACUUUGUAAUGGUGCUGUCCAUUGUGGGGGGGUUUUAAGCAAUCACCUCUUUUAAAUGAUUCAUUUUCUUUCCAUAAAAAGUUAGUUCAGGCCUUGGGGACCACUAUUUGCACAGUCAGCCAAAUUAUAGAGGGUAGCACCCUGCUACGUAGUGCAUGUUGAGUGGUAAAUUUAUUUUUCCCCUAGCUCUGUAUUUUGGAAGGAAAAAAAAUAUGGGUUCAAAAUGGAAGAUGAGUAGAAGCUGUCUAGGAAAACCAAUACCAAGAAACAUUAGGUCUCAGUUUUUGUUUUCUUUUAAAGAAACCAUCAACAAACCCUAGUACUUGAAACAGCAUUUGAAAUGCAACUACUAAAAGUGUUUUAUGGAAGUCAGUUUGACUGGAGUUACUCCCUGCUAGCUUCAGGAAAUGUUUUCCUUGCACCAUCUGCAUUUAACAUUUGCAAGAGUAACAGACAAGUGUUGGGAAAUGCUGCCAGAAGGUUUUGAACCCUACUGAUUUGGGGGUGUAGUAGUUUUUGACUAGUUACUGAUUUGGAGGCAGAGUCAGCAUGCAGCACCUUGGACCUAGAGGGUUUAGUACAAAGGCUGCUGCUAAACACAUUCCAUGUAUUUAAGCAAAUUUCAAAAAAUACACUUAGAUGAAUUGAUGGAGGCAACCAUUUUGAGACCUUUUAAUUUUUCAUAGCAAGUGAACUGUAAAUAUUUUACCGUUAGUUUGGCCAUAUAUGAUCUGAGAUCAUGCAGAAUACAAGAGGAAAUUCCCAAAACUGCAAAUUGUGUUAAAAGAGUGAUUUGAACUAUGAAACCAGCAGCAAUCCAUCAUUAUAAAUCACUUUUCCGAUGUGUUAUGGGUCCAUUUCUCCUGGAACAAUUGCUGACAGUUUCCCUGUUUUGGAGAUUUUGUAGUUAAUUUUAAUUUUAGCUAUUGUUUGCAAAGGAUGGGCUGUCUGUGUAGAUAUGAAGUAUAGUUUUUCCAUGAAACAGAAGUUUAUUUUGUAUUGAGAAGAAAAACCACUGUACUUGUUUUACACCAUUUGUAUACAUGUGGUAAUAUUAAUGAACUGUAAAAUUCAGGAAUUAAAAUGUGACCCUGUAAUUCCAUAAUUAUUGGUUUUGUUUGGUUUGUUGUAAAUGGUAAGUUAAUUCAGAUUUUGAAACGUGGCCAUUUUAGAGGAUUUUAAUAAGAUAGUUAUUUGUACAAUUUAAUCAUUAAAUGCCACUGAAUCAAAUCUGGCAGGGAAAAGAAUAGCCUAGAUUUGAUUCAGCAUGCUGUGAUGAUUGACAAGUAAUGUGGCCUGAAGACCAUAUCUCUGCCCUCUGGGGGCUCCAGGCAACCAAGAAUGGGGCUUCCUUCUCAUGUCAGCAUUUGAAGGAGAGUGGGGAAACAUUUUGGUGGGUUCAGUGGAAUUACUAUGUAGACUUGCCACCAUCUUAUAUUCUCAGUCUGUAUACUUAGCAGAUCCUCCCUCCACUCUCACAGAGCUCAUGUUUUCUCCCAAAACUAUCAUUUCUGUAAGAAAAGUGUGUACCAUUGCCCUUCAGAAAGAAAUGUCUGCCUCUGCUUUUUCAUCAGUCACUGGAAAAAGACCCAAAGCACAAUUGGGGCUCAUCUUCUAUCCUUUUCAAAGACUGUUGGGAGCAUUAAAAUAGGUGCAGGUUCAUUCAGGAAAGCAAAAAAGAAAGAAAAAAAGUUGCUUUUUAUAGUUUAAUGUAAACAAAAGAUAACACAACAGCCAAUAUUGGAACUAUUGAAAAGCUGUGGAAGAUGCACUUAGUUCGUCCCUUUCAAGUUACACACUCUUGCCUCGGGUGCAUUUGUCCCCCCACUUCCCACCUCCUUCCCGGUUUGUAAGCUGGUUACUUUAAGCCACAGGACAGCCCACAUUUAGAAUGCCUGGGGCCCUUCAACUGAUUUUUUUAAAGAGAAAAGAUUGCAUCUGCCAACAUGUCUCAGUUAAAUACUAUUUUAAUAAAAAGUUAAAUGAAA
Molecule: messenger RNA, 5139 nt
Organism: Sceloporus undulatus (fence lizard)
Lineage: Eukaryota; Metazoa; Chordata; Lepidosauria; Squamata; Phrynosomatidae
Gene: PPP4R3B
Product: protein phosphatase 4 regulatory subunit 3B
Biological process (GO): DNA damage response; protein dephosphorylation
Cellular component (GO): nucleoplasm; protein phosphatase 4 complex
Molecular function (GO): protein phosphatase activator activity
Source: RefSeq, a predicted model, not a curated record